Molecule: messenger RNA, 2908 nt
Organism: Mesocricetus auratus (golden hamster)
Lineage: Eukaryota; Metazoa; Chordata; Mammalia; Rodentia; Cricetidae
Gene: Polr3g
Product: RNA polymerase III subunit G
Exons: 8
Coding region: 137-814 (225 amino acids)
Biological process (GO): cell population proliferation; transcription by RNA polymerase III
Cellular component (GO): RNA polymerase III complex
Source: RefSeq, a predicted model, not a curated record
GGAGGUGGACGUGGAGUCCGCGGCUCCUGGCUGGUGCGGCUGCAGGGAACCCCUUGCCACCUCGGCUGCACAGCGCGCCCAAGCCUCGAGACGUUGCGAGCAGGGUUUGUCUGCACCCCUGCUGUAAUCGCUUCUGAUGGCUGCUAACAAAGGAAGAGGACGGGCUGCCUACACCUUUAAUAUCGAGGCCGUUGGCUUCAGCAGGGGGGAAAAGCUACCUGAUGUUGUGCUGAAGCCACCACCACUGUUUCCUGAUACAGAUUACAAGCCAGUGCCCCUGAAAACAGGAGAAGAUGAGGAUUACAUGCUGGCCUUGAAGCAAGAGCUGAGAGAAACAGUGAAACGAAUGCCUUAUUUUAUUGAAACCCCUGCAGAAAAACAAGAUGAUAUUGAAAGGUAUAGUAAGCGGUAUAUGAAGGUAUACAAAGAAGAAUGGAUACCAGACUGGAGAAGACUUCCCAGAGAGAUGAUGCCAAGGAAAAAAUGCAAGAAAGCGGAUCCAAAAUCCAAAACAGCCAAAGCUGCAGACAGAGGGCCUUCACUCGCUAAUUCUGCAGAUGUGUUGAAAAAAAUUGAGGAAUUAGAAAAGAGAGGCGAUGGUGAAAAAUCAGAUGAAGAAAAUGAAGAGAAAGAAGGGAGCCAAAAGAAAACUAAAGACGGCGAUGACGAUGGCGACGACGAUGACGAUGCAGAGCAAGAGGAGUACGAUGAAGAGGAGCAAGAGGAGGAAAACGACUACAUUAACUCCUACUUCGAAGAUGGGGAUGAUUUUGGUGCAGACAGCGAUGACAACAUGGAUGAAGCGACCUACUAGCCAUGGGAUUUCGCUCGCUCUCUCUCUUUUUUUCUGGUAUAGCUUCAAGCAUUUGGAUUUGACUUACUUUACUUCUAAGAUUAAGUCCAUAUUUUCUUUCAUUCAGUGUUUCAUUUGACGAAUUCUUACCCUGCUCUUCAGAACUACUCUAUGUUUACACACGUGACCUUACCCCAGCACCUCUGCUACCGGCUGUGUAAGGAGUGGUGGUGUGGAGGUUUUUGGUCUUUGUUUUAUCUGGAUUUGAAUGUGCCUGAAGACUCGCUCAGUCUGUGUGUUCGUACUUGAAAAAGAUCACCCCUGCUACCUGCUGACCUUUGGUAAAGCUGUUACUAGUCCUAGUGGAUUUCUACCGAUACCGCACAUGGAGCACUUUAAAAACAAACUGGAAGAUGAUUUCUCUUACCCGGUAUGCUCUGUUUUAUCACACUGACUGCAUAGACUCAGCAUGUUCUUAUCAAGUGCAGAUGAGUGUUGGUGGUAAGAAACAUGCUCACAGCAAACAGUAGUGACCUAGGUGAGAUAACCCUCACAGCUUACAUCUCAGCCAAAACAAAGGCUGUCACGGGGAGGACGGUUAUAAAUGCUUGCCUUUGGGGGUAACUCCAUGCCUUACAAUGUAUGAAUUAAUGAUUUCACUAUACUAAGUUUGAUUAUCUUCAAUUUGUUGAGUUUAUGGAAAGAAGUAAUUGAGACAUACUGUUUAUUCUCUGCUUUGUGUAAGUGGAAAUGAGUCGUGGUUGUCUAAACUUCAUGACAGAAUGAUAUCUGUGAAUACAAUGGGGGGGCAGUACCCUCAGUUUUAUAGCACCAGAUUCAGAAACAGCAAGUCAAGUCUAGAAUCAUGGAAAUGAACUCAGGUCAUUCUGAAAUUACAAUCGAUUCUUCUUGUCUUAACUUACAGGGUGACUCCCCUGCAGUUUUAUAUUUUGCAGAGAAAAUACCCAGAACCCUUAACCUCUAAGGAUUUUUAACAUGCCAAAGGUUUUCAAGGAAAUGCAUAUUUUGCAUUUCAAAACUAAUAUAUUAAAAUUAUCUACCUAAAGGAUAAAAACCUGCUUUCCCCUUUGGGGAGAAUUGUCACUUAUUACCUUCUGACCUGUUUUUUCUCUCAGGAUCAAGAUAACCUUGAAAUUGAGCUUAAGUUUUUGUGCCUUAGUUUCUCCACUUGUAAACUGUUUCCUAUAAAAAUUGUUCAAACACUGACCAGAAUUUAUCAAAUAUGCAAUCUUUUACUUUACAGAAACAAUGGUGUCUUAAAUUUGAUUUUUACUCUGUAAACAAGUGUGCUAUGGAAAAUGAAAUAGUUGUGAGAAACAUUUAUCUGUUAAGUUACAUUUCGUUUUUCUGAUCUUGUAUCUGUGUUAGAAACUGUAGUUAAUUUGUACGGUCUGGAGAGAUCUCAACAUUCCUUUCUCAGGAGAAGGAUCACUUUCAAUGGCAAUACUUCUUCAAAUGCUUCUAGAUGGGUACAAUGGCCCACGGCUUGUCUAUAUAGUGCUGUACUGACCACAUGUGACUUAUAUCCAGUUCCCAAGAGCUUAUAAAAAUGUUUUAGGACUCUAAGUGGCAGCAUGAAAAGUGUUUCAAGCUCCAGUGUAUUGGGAAACUUCCAUCAAGUUUUUAGUGUUGAUGGCAAAUGCUGUUAUUUGGGAAUAAUAGGUACUUAAUUCUCUUACAUUUGGUACCAGAGCCAAAUAUGUAGUUUAUAGAUGCUCUAUUUUCUGUUUCUUCCCUUUAUUAUAAGUCUUCACAUAACUGCUCAUAUCUUGGAGAUGCACUAUUUUCCAGUUAGCCUUCACUAUUGUGUUCCGGCCAAGGGAAGGACUUGCUCUGGGCCCCUGGCAUCUCCUCUAAGGACAUCCAUCCCCCUUUGAAAGAUCACUUUACAACUUUAAACAUACUAAUUUUGAGAACAUGAUUUUUUUUUUCAGGUUGCUUGACCAACAUAAAUCUGUUUCCUUGGCUUAAGCUCUGAGACUGUGAAAUUACUUUAUAGAGAUAACUACUUAAUGGUUAAAGUACUUACUGGGACUGUGGGUAAAAUGUCUUUAACAUUAUCUUAACAAAUAAAACAAAUUGCAACAAUGCUAA